Messenger RNA from Camellia sinensis, 1217 nucleotides. RefSeq names its product tetraspanin2 (gene TET2). Gene Ontology annotation, cellular component: membrane. NCBI's taxonomy places the organism in Eukaryota, Viridiplantae, Streptophyta, Magnoliopsida, Ericales, Theaceae. The record is from RefSeq and is a predicted model, not a curated record. Gene Ontology annotation, biological process: auxin-activated signaling pathway.
GAUAACAAGAUAGAAAACGCGUGAAUCUGUUCACACACCAGCUACCACAAAGUUGAAAAAAAAGGCAACCAAAACCCCAUACCCCCUCCCCACCUCCACCAUAUCAUCUUUUUUCUCUCUCGCUCUGUCUCUCUCAAAACUCACACUCUCCACUCUCUCACCACUCUGCACUUUCUCUCUCUAAACCACCAUAACCAUGGCAGUGAGCAACAACAUAACCUCAGUCCUGAACUUCAUAGCCUUCCUCUCCUCCAUCCCAAUAAUCGCCUCGGGAGUCUGGCUCGCCUCCAAGCCAGACAACGAGUGCAUCCACUGGAUCCGAUGGCCACUCGUCUUCCUCGGCAUCUCCAUCCUUCUAGUCUCCCUCACCGGCUUCGUAGGCUCCUACUGGAACAAAGAAUGCCUCCUCGCCUUCUACCUCAUCUGUAUGGCGGUUCUCAUCGGGGCCCUCCUCAUCAUCCUCGUCCUCGCCUUCGUCGUCACUCGUCCCGACGGCUCUUACUCUGUCGAGGGCCGUGCUUUCCGCGAGUACCGUCUCGGCGGAUUCUCGGCCUGGCUCAGAAAUCACAUCACCAAUUCGGACAAUUGGGGGAAAAUUAGGGCGUGUCUCGCUGAGUCCAAUUUUUGUGCUAAGCUCGAUCGGGAGUAUAUCUCUGCUGACCAGUUCUUCGCGUCUCGUAGUAUCUCUCCUCUUCAGUCAGGAUGUUGCAAGCCCCCAACAAUCUGUGGGUACCAGUAUGUGAACCCAACAAUGUGGAUUAACCCGGUUAACACACUCUCGGAUCCGGAUUGCUCUAUCUGGAACAAUGACCAGAGCCUAUUGUGCUAUAGUUGUGAUUCUUGCAAAGCUGGUCUGCUUGGGAACCUCAGAAAAGAAUGGAGGAGAGUUAAUGUGAUCUUGAUUAUUGCAGUUGUUGUUCUAAUCUGGGUUUAUCUCAUUGCUUGCAGUGCGUUCAAGAACGCCCAAACAGAGGAUCUCUUCCGCCGAUACAAACAGGGUUGGGUUUGAUCUUGUUCCCAAACACAUCCACUUCUCGAAAAUUAUGGUUUUGGGUUGUUUCACGUUUUCUCUACUUAGUGCAAGUGUCUUUGUCACUUUUGUAUAUAUUCCUUAGAUAUGGACUGAAUUUAAAGACAAGUUGGGUCAUCCUUUUAAUUUGCAUUCUAUGUAUUCUUUUAGGUAAAUUAUACUUUUCAUUCUCAUAGGUUGAUCCAAA